This is a messenger RNA of Sitophilus oryzae (rice weevil), 1547 nucleotides long. RefSeq names its product dynein heavy chain 1, axonemal-like. The record is from RefSeq and is a predicted model, not a curated record. Lineage: Eukaryota; Metazoa; Arthropoda; Insecta; Coleoptera; Curculionidae. Gene Ontology annotation, biological process: microtubule-based movement. Gene Ontology annotation, cellular component: dynein complex. Bases 15 to 1547 code for a protein of 510 amino acids. The transcript is spliced from 10 exons. Gene Ontology annotation, molecular function: minus-end-directed microtubule motor activity; dynein intermediate chain binding; ATP binding.
AUUACGAUUUUGGAAUGAGAGCGGUUAAGACCGUUAUAUCUGUGGCUGGAAAUCUUAAAAGAGAAAAUCCUGAUAUGGAUGAACGUCAGAUAUGCUUAAGAGCGUUAAGGGAUGUGAAUGUCCCCAAAUUCCUUAAAGACGACCUUAAAUUAUUCAAUGGUAUUGUUUCUGACUUAUUCCCGAGAAUGGUGGAGCAAGCUGUUGAUUAUGGAGCUUUGGAGUUGGCCAUUAGAGAUUCUUGUAUAGCUAAUAAAUUGGAAGAUGUAAACGAGUUCGUGAAAAAAGUAAUACAACUAUACGAAACAACAAUUGUACGACAUGGUCUGAUGUUGGUAGGUCCAACAGGGUCAGGAAAAACAAAGUGUUAUGAAAUUUUGAAACAUGCAAUGACGUCACUAAAGGGCCAACCUCAACCGAGUGGAUACCCAUUUCAAGCUGCGCAGACGUAUGUAUUAAACCCAAAAUCCAUCACCAUGGGACAGUUAUAUGGGGAAUUUGAUUUGCAGACCCACGAAUGGACAGAUGGUAUCUUGCCGUGCCUUGUUCGCGUAGGUAUUAAUGCCCCGAACAAAGACAAAAGAUGGUACGUCUUUGACGGUCCAGUGGACGCGGUUUGGAUAGAAAACAUGAACACGGUCCUGGACGACAAUAAAAAACUAUGCUUGAGUUCGGGAGAAAUUAUAAAAUUGAGGGACACGAUGACUAUGAUGUUUGAAGUUGCCGAUUUGGCUGUAGCUUCACCGGCAACCGUUUCAAGAUGUGGAAUGGUGUAUCUCGAACCUGGUGUGCUUGGGUUGGAUCCUUUUAUAAACUGCUGGAUGAAGAGACUACCACCGUUGGCAAAGCCGUUCGUUGAAGAUCUAUAUAGUUUAUUCAACUAUUACGUUUUGCCUGCCAUCGAAUUUGUCAGGACUAGACUAAAGGAAGUGUUGACGUCGGUAGAUUCAGCUUUAUUGAUGUCCUUCCUGAGAUUAAUGGACUAUCGACUAUUGCCAAUAUCUGGAAAGGACAACAGACCUCCGCCCCCGCCACAGUUUGUGGCUUUGAUGCAAAAUCUUCUGGUACCCUGGGUGGUAUUUAACACUAUAUGGAGCAUAGGGUCAACGUGCGACAACCAAAGCAGGCCCAUGUUUGACAGCUUCAUAAAAGAAAAGAUGACAUCUGCGGAACACGAACCUCCGUUUUCAACUGGCGAACUUUGUUACGAUUUCAACUUGCAUGACGGCGGCUUCACUGAUCAGACACCCGAUGGAGAACCUGCACCGCCCACGUGGUACAGUUGGAUGGACAACGUUGCCGAAUACAAAAUAAAUAUUGACAUGAAAUACUCUGAUAUCGAAAUUCCCACUAUCGAUAACGUAAGGAACGCCUGGAUGGUGGGAGCGAUUUUGUUGAACGAAGACAAUGCCUCAGGUAGUCUCAAAACCGGCACGGGUAAAACUUUGACAGUUAUUGGAAAACUCAGCAAGAACAUGCACAAGAAAUUUAUAUGUGAUUUUAUCAAUUUCUCGGCUAGAACAACAGCAAACCAAACACAAGUACAAUAA